CCCAGCAAGAGAGUCGUCGCUGAAUGUAAAAUGAGGUGCAGGAUUUUUGGAAUCGGAGCGAGCCAUUAGUUAACGACCGUGGUUACUAAUCAACCUGAAAAUUACGAAAAUAUUGGAGCAAGCCAAAUGGAACUUAGUGGAUCAAGUGUUCCUGUUCUCCAGAAUGAAACAAUAUCAUGAAUAAGCAACUGGACCAUGUCAAGAAAGGUAACAAAAAGAGGAGGCACAGACAAAGACUACAUUUGUUAUGAUGAUGAGACACAUUUUCAACAGAGGAACGGUGUGCAAAAUUUCAUUCAGUGCAGUGAGUGUGGGGAACAUUUAACACAUGGAGACAACCUUAACAUUCACACGGAGAUCCUGAGUAGGUGUAGUAAAUUCGAGAAGACGUUUGGUGAAAUACAACACUUUAAAUUGAACUGGGGACUCGAGUGCAGGAAGAGCAGUACUGAAUUUCCAGUGUUAAAAAUGCACGAGAGGUUUAACAACGGAGGAAGCGUCCACACUUGAAAUGGACGUGGGAAAACCUGCAGUGGAUCUGGAAUCCUUAAAUCGCACCCGAGGAUUCACAAUAUUUUUAACGAAUGUGGGAAAGGAUUAAGUCAAAUGCAGAACCUUACAUCACACACAAGAACUGAUACUGGAGAAAAACUAUAUGUGUGUGAAGAAUGUGGGGAAGAGUAUUGUCAUCUUCAGCACUGUACUCUUCACCUAGUUGUUCAUAACGGAGAGAAAGUGUCUGACAAUUUAAAGCAACAUCAGAGUGUUCACACCGAUGAAAGGCUAUACAGCUGUGAUGAAUGUGGGAAGAGCUUCAAGAACCCAAAAACAUUAAAGGAACAUCAAGGAAUUCACACCGGAGAGAAACCACACUACUGUAGUGAAUGUGGAAAGAGGUUUAGGGGCUUAGGAAAGUUAAAAAUUCACAAGAGAAUUCACACUGGGGAGAAACCAUACUGUUGCAACGAAUGUGGGAAGGGCUUCAGUGAAAAUGGGCAUUUAAGAAGACAUCAGAGAGCUCACACAGGAGAGAAGCUGUACUGCUGUGAUCAAUGUGGCAAGACCUUUUGUGAGUCAGGGACUUUAAAAAAGCACUACCGAAUCCACACCGGGGAAAAACCCUACUGCUGCAAUGAAUGCGGUAAGAGCUUUCGGCAGGCAGGAACUCUACAACAACAUCAGAGGAUUCACAAAGGAGAAAAGCCCUACUGCUGCACGGAAUGUGGAAAGAGCUUUCGGCAAUCGGGAACACUGCAGCAACAUCAGAAAAUCCACAGAGGCGAGAAGACUCACUGUUGCAAUGAAUGCGGGAAGAGGUUUAGUGAACUAAGAAAGUUGAAGAGUCAUCAGAAACUGCACGCAGGAGAGAAACCACACUGCUGUAAUGAAUGCGGAAAACGGUUUAGCAAAUUAAGAAGGUUGACAUAUCACCAGAGAAUUCACACUGGAGAGAAACCACACUGUUGUAAUGAAUGCGGGAAGAGAUUCAGUGAAUUGAUAAAGCUGAAAACUCACCAGAGGAUUCACACAGGAGAGAAGCCCCAUUGUUGCGCUGAAUGCGGGAAGAGCUUCUGUGUAUCUGGAAAUUUGAAAAGACAUCAGAGGGUUCACAUAGGAGAGAAGCUGUACUGCUGUCAGCAGUGUGGAAAGAGCUUUUGUGACCCGAGAACAUUAAAAAAGCACCACCAAAUCCAUCAAGCUGCAUCAUUGUAAUGAUUUUGGGAUUAGCUUUUUUGCAUUUAGAAACAUUACAACAGCACUGGAGAGUCGAUGCGGGAGCAAACUAUACACUGUCAUAAUGAAUUUGGUAUAAACUUGACGAAUUAUGUAAUUAAAAACAAUCAUCCCAGAAUUCACACCGCACAGUAGUUGUACAUCUCUGAUGAAUGUGACAAGCACUUAAGUUCCUGUGCCAAAAUAAGACACACCACAGCAUCCAUGUGGUCUUCUGCUCUAGUACAAUAUGAUUGAAAUGUUAAUUUAUUUCAGUAAUUCAAUUCAAAAAGUGAAAUUCAUAUAUUAUAUAGGUUUA
Polypterus senegalus (gray bichir) is the source of this 2032-nucleotide messenger RNA. RefSeq names its product zinc finger protein 501-like. Gene Ontology annotation, cellular component: nucleus. The transcript has 3 exons. NCBI's taxonomy places the organism in Eukaryota, Metazoa, Chordata, Cladistia, Polypteriformes, Polypteridae. Gene Ontology annotation, molecular function: DNA-binding transcription activator activity, RNA polymerase II-specific; RNA polymerase II cis-regulatory region sequence-specific DNA binding. Bases 607 to 1713 code for a protein of 368 amino acids. The record is from RefSeq and is a predicted model, not a curated record. Gene Ontology annotation, biological process: regulation of transcription by RNA polymerase II.